GACCACCGUUGCUAUGCGACAGCGCGGCAGCACAAACCAACCACCAGGAGUAACCAAAUUUUCAUCUCCUUGAAUGAAUUUUUAUUUGCCAAAUCCAGCCAUGCCGCUCCCUGACACCAUCUAUUGUUCCGAGCAAAUCAACGUGCCUCCCGGCCUGACAGACAUCCUGAAAAACUUCACCAAGGCGGCCAUCCGGGCUCAGCCCUCGGACCUCCUGUGGUGGUCUGCCGAAUACUUCAGAGCGCUGUCCACUGGGGAACCUCUGCCAGGCAGCGACAGGUUGGGAGCAAAGGUCAACAUUCCAAGAGCAGGCCUCACUCCAGCGCUCCUCAAGACUCUCAACAAACAAUUUUCAGAAGGACAGAAGUGCUCCAUAGAGGACCUGCAGAAGAGCUGGGCAGAUCUGUGUCUCUCCGAGGAUCAGCUGAGGACCCUUCUGUCGUUGGGCAGCUUCAGCUCUGACAUCGAAUGGCUGGACUUCUUCGCUUUGGGCUGCAGUUCUCUGGGCGGGACCUUGAUGGCGUCACUGAAGUCUGCUUGUGAGAUACUGACUGAAGACGAAGAUGACGGUUCGGCCACCAUCCCUUUCGCUAUAUUUACCAGGAUGUACUCCUACCUGGCCAAGCUGGACGGAGACAUUCCGCAAGACCAAAUGGACAGCUUCAUCGCCUGCCUGAAGAAUAAAGCUGAUCUCCAACAGGGAAUGAUCAAGCCCGAUGACUUCAUCAAUCUGGAGCAAGACAGUUAAAGGAGGAUCUGUUUUUUGGCAACUUUGGGCAGGUUUGAAUGGGAGACCCUCUUUUCAGAUGCGCGGCAGUGUUCUGGAAAUGUCACUCGAGGCGCAGGGAGCAGGUGAGAAGAGAGUAAUGACACCCGGCACAUCCAAGACUGUGAAAGAGGAAGAAAAAAGAUCCCUAUUUUGGGAACAGCUGUGACACUCUGUGACACACACCAUGUUGGCACGGUUAAACUCUCCUUUGUUCAGUCACAUAAUUCAACCUCUGAGAAAUAAGGACGGAGACGAUCAUCAUGUCUUAACAUGAGGCCGACAAGUUUAUGAAUGCAACUGCAUAAAACUGUUCUGAUCUGGAGUCUGGUGCAAGCAAGUUAGUGUGCAUUUUUAAGUCCAGCCUUACUCUUUGACUUCUCUUUGGAAUUUUUCUUUUUCUUUCAUCAACAGUGGGCCUUUUUGUUUUUGCUUUCACUUUAGUGUUAAUGUGUGUUUGAGCUAUGAAAAAAAGGAACAGUGACGUGUUUGUCCUGCGUCCGCACAGCUUUCACUGACAAGUUUUUAGAAUGAAAAAUGCAGUGAAAGUGUCUGGAUUUUGAAGUGCUUUCGGUGGCAGAUGCGAAGGCUGAUGCUGUUCAGCUGCUUGCUGACAAGUGUGUAUUUAUCAGAGUGAGACAAAAUCCAUUCUUUUGGGAAACUAUUUUCUUACACUUUACGUGAUGUAUGGACUUUCUGUCACCCGUUGGUGGCAGGAAGUAUUUCUAAUUGUGCUCUUAAACGUUUGCAUGUCCACACUUGACAGUUACAAAGCCGCCACCAAACUUGCUUUUUAAUUUCCCAAGUUUCCUUUUCAAGUGCGUCCCUGGUUAUCGAGCGUCUGGCACUUCACAUUAGCGGAGUAGCAGGCAGGACAUCCGUGAAGCAGUUGCAGGUCACAAUUCCACUCGGAGCCACUUGCCCUGUAACCCUUCUGAGAAAAGCUAAUCUGCUUUGCUGUGCAUGGAGCUCUUCAUUAAACUUAUAGGUGUGUGUUUAGGUUUCUGCUGCAUCAGCAGAGAACCAUAACUCUACUUAAACACAGACCCUCUGACGACCCCUUUGAAAGGUUUUAUUUAACAUAAUUGUUUUCACUUCCACAGGGACAUGCACAGAUAGAGCCCCAGUGGUGCUGGAACACCAGCUCUUUUUCCAUUCAUCAGUAAAGUUCCCUCUUCAUUCUUAUUCUUCUCUUCAUGAAGCAGCCCAAAUGUAUGUUUGCUAGAAUCAUUGUGAGUUGCCCUGUAUGUUAUUUGGUUGUCAAGAGAUGGCCUAGUUGUUCAGUCUGAUAUUUCAAAUUCACUCACAAUAAAAUGCAUUAGAUUUAAACGUGGCGAACCUGCAACCUGGGGUUUCUCAGGCUUGUGCUCUGACCGCUGUUCCACUGUGAAGUUGCAUUCUGCACAAAAACACGCCAAACAAAACAACCCAACAUCUUUUUUUUUUUUUUUUUUUUUUAGAAUGGGAGUCCAUUCCCACACUUCUAAUGGAACUUUCCUGACAACCUGUAACGCAGCUUGUAGACCAUUCUGGGACUUUACAGAACCAGCAGCCAGUUCAUCAAUCGCCAUUCAUUCUUAAUCUCAACUGUGCAUCUGUGUAAGUUAACAUUUUAUGUUGGAAAGUUUGACAAAAAAUGAGUGUGAUUCAACUCCGUUUUUACACAGAAGUGACACUGCGAAAAGAAAAGAAAUGAAGGGCUAAUAGUCAGUUAGUUAAAGUGAGUGCAGUCUUGUGCUUAACUCCAUCCUUCUCGCGUCUUCUUCAGUGACCAGAUUGAAACGCUGUGCUUCUGAAAAACACAUGCCCCUUGAAUUAUGGAGUGAUUAGACUGAAGCCAAAACGUGACCUAUAAACCAUAAAAGAUGAUCACAGGUUUGUGGACUCACUGCGCUCUCGCACCACAUAAGCACAGCAGCCGGGUGUUGGUGGGAAGCACCGACUGACAGGAGAUCUUUGUGUGGCUGGCGUGCUUCAGGUUGGAAACUGAAGAGAGCACAGUGUGUUUGGAGUGUGAAGGCUGUUUGUGGUUCAAGAUAAAUAAAAUCAUGAAUGUUUGAGCUUGUCUCGCCCAAACAGAAGCUGUUUACUUAUGAGGUGGAUGUAGGACAGCGCUGGAGAAAAGAAUGUGACAGAUGUGAUUCUGCUCGUACUGACUGGAUACAAAAUCACCAAAGAACAUCCAAAGAUUUAGCUCCAGUAAAGAAGUUAUAGAGAUUUUUUCAAAAUAUUUUCAGAUUCUGCUCAAAAGUUUUAUAUGAAUACAGUCAAAAAAACCCUCCGUAUCAUGUAUAAAUUGUAACAUUUAAAUUGUGGCAUCUAUUGCAGCUGCUUGCGUUGCUGUUUAAAAAAAAAUCAUGGCGAAACCUCAAGCACGUCUCAAACAGAGUGUUCCCUGAGGUCCUUGACAGAUUACGUUGCCAGAGGGUCUUCAUUCCAUUUUCAUUGAAGAUCAUCAACUUUUAAGAGGCGGAAAGCAUCACAAGUAAGCGUUUCAUCAGCUUUGUCGAGCCAGAAUCACGUUUCUUUUCUUCGCUGAAGUGGAACAGUUCAAACUGCUAUUCAUCACCAGUAAUCUGCCGUUCUUAAUGGUUAAACCUCUAUAAUUCUUAGAUUUAAAAAAGCACUCGAACAUCGUCUUGACGAAGGUCAAGAAUGGGUCAUAAUGGCUCGAAUUAAUCUGUUACUUUCAAUUUUAAAUUAAAAAGCAGCACUGCGUGGUUUAAGAAUCUAUGUUUUUCUAUUCACGUUUAUUAUUUUUUUUAUGAGGAAGGAUGGUGGCGAAACAGGUGGCAAUAUACACGACACUGUCAAGCACAUGCCUGUACUUGCAAAGGGAACUUCAGAAACACCUAUCUUUCAUUCAACAUCAGGAAUUGAACUCUGUCAAUCAGCCAGUGAGGAAAGUUAUGAUCCAGCGAGAGGCUGAAGCAGCUGCAAGACCGAUUGACCCAGAUUAUAAAACUUUAUUUGCCUGUCUCUAACAAAAGAAUGUGGAUAUAGUAUAUUAAAAUCUAAUAAAUGUAGCUUUUUGUCCUGCACAUUCCCUCCUGGGUGUGAAUGUAAUAACUCUUUGUCCACGCUGGUGUGAGCUCUUGGUUGGUCGGGUUCCUGUUUUCUGUUCCAGGACCCUUCCAUGAAUGAUCGCCCCUGAGUUCACUUAGCAGCUGUAAGCUUGUCUGGUGGUCCCGUAGGUUUGUUAUACUAACAGCAAGAGAGCCAGACUCUUAAUCUGUAUGACGCCUACAUCACAGAAAAUAUGAAAAUAAUCUAUGUCAAAAUCUGAUUUAUCAUUGCUUCAAAACAUUGGAUUCUGGUGUUCCACUGGGCUCAAUUUAGGUGCCUUUUGAAAUGUGCAUAUGCACUGAACUUUGAAUAUUAAAAUAGAAUAUUAAGGAAGUAAAUCUGGGACUGCAAUGUUUGCUAUCUUCACAAGAAAACAGGACGUGCACUCACUAAAUACAUACGAAACAAAAUUUAGAGCUGCUGACUUACAUGGGAAAUUCGACGCUAUUGUGAUCCUAAAAAUGAAGAGGUUUCCACGUGUGGCAUCAAACCCGCCCCAGAGACACAGGAGAGAUGCUCUCUCAGCUGGAGGUAGGCUUAGUAAUGAUGUGUUCACACUGAGAGGGUUGUGUACUUGUUUUUUUUCCACAGCAGGUGUUGUCACAGCCUCUAUGUUUUCAUUACCAAGAGCAAACUAUGGCUUUUUCAUUGUAGCAUACUUUAAUUUCAAAGUUCACAAUCUGAGAACGUGACUGUUUCUUUGUGUUGUUCGCCAACGUUCUCGUGAAGAAUUUUGAAAACCUCCCAGCGCUGCUUCCCUUCUCUGCUCUGACAUGCUCCCAGUAGUUUCAGCAGCGUCCCGACUGACCGGGAAACUCAGAGGAUGUAGGUGGACCAGGACCUGGUGGUGCGAAUUAGGGACUGCUUAGUACAGAGGUGGGCAAUUACAUUUCCUGAGGGGCCAGGUUACAUGUUGUGACCGUUCAGAGGGGCCGUCACACACAAAGAAAGGAGUGUCAGCGAAAAUCGAAAAUAAAAAUCAAGUGAUGGCAUGAAGUGUGAUUAUGAAAUAAUGCUUUAUAAAGGCACAGAAAGUGUUUUUUUUCCAUUGUUCCAUUUAAAGAUUCUCAAUCUACUUUCAAUUCUGAGGUACUUUAAGGGACAAGAA
Messenger RNA from Synchiropus splendidus (mandarinfish), 4940 nucleotides. RefSeq names its product rhophilin associated tail protein 1-like (gene ropn1l). The transcript is spliced from 6 exons. Lineage: Eukaryota; Metazoa; Chordata; Actinopteri; Syngnathiformes; Callionymidae. The record is from RefSeq and is a predicted model, not a curated record. Bases 74 to 748 code for a protein of 224 amino acids.